AUGAAACGAACGAUAAGGCUUUUAAUAUUAUGCCUAACUACUGUACUAGCAGCCACAGAUACCAAACAAGACGCUCCACUUUCGAGAAUAAGCACUCCUGAUAAGAAAGCACAUUUACUCAACAGCAUCGCAAACAACAAUUUUUACUCAACAACAGCCAACAACAGCGCCAUGCCGACAGAGAAUGACGUCAUAAUACAACAGGAGCAUAAUUUACUUGGGCUAAUGAUGAUGAUUGUUACAAGACUGAAGGGUUUGAGGUCACUGAAGCUAUCGGAUUUGAGCUAUGAAGUAUUGACUAGACUUUUUGCCAUGUUCAUGUCAUUAAUAUUUGGACAGAAUGUUAAUAUACUAUGGCCACAAUUCAUAAAUAUUGCUGUGCCGUUUUUGAAGUUGCUAACUGCGUGA
Messenger RNA from Danaus chrysippus (African queen), 408 nucleotides. The record is from the annotation of a GenBank genome assembly. NCBI's taxonomy places the organism in Eukaryota, Metazoa, Arthropoda, Insecta, Lepidoptera, Nymphalidae.